Messenger RNA from Oncorhynchus mykiss (rainbow trout), 1704 nucleotides. The record is from RefSeq and is a predicted model, not a curated record. NCBI's taxonomy places the organism in Eukaryota, Metazoa, Chordata, Actinopteri, Salmoniformes, Salmonidae.
AGUCCGAAUGAUUUCGCUGGUUGUACUUGGAUAGAGCGAUUCAUUCUGUUAUGACGAGGGGACACCAGUGUAGACUAGUCUACGCAACGGCAAAACACUCGAUAGAUAGAAAGAAAGACAAGCGGAUUAUAUUCCUCGUUUUGAAACCCAGAGGGUGGAUAAUCGUGGAUUACUUGGUGAACGCAAGUGGACAUCUGGUGGAACUAGAGCGAUGUCUGUCGCGGGGCUGAAAAAGCAGUUCCACAAAGCCACACAGAAAGUCAGUGAGAAGGUUGGAGGAGCAGAAGGAACCAAACUUGAUGAUGACUUCCUUCAGAUGGAAAAGAAGGUGGACACCACUGGUAGAGCAGUGCUGGACAUCAUGACCAAAACUACAGAAUACCUACAGCCCAACCCAGCGUCCAGGGCCAAGCUGAGUCUAAUAGGGACCAUGUCUAAGAUCAGAGGACAGGAGAAGGGGAUGGGUUACCCCCAGGCUGAGACUCUACUGGGUGAGGCCAUGCAGCGCUUUGGACGGGAGCUGGGAGAACAGUCAUGCUUUGGUCUGGCUCUCCUAGAUGCUGGGGAGAGCAUGGGUGAGCUGGGGGAAGUGAAGGAUGCCCUGGAUAUGGAGGUCAAACAGAACUUUAUUGAUCCACUACAGAACCUACAGGAAAAAGACAUUAAAGAGAUACAGCACCACCUGAAGAAGAUGCAGGGACGCCGCCUGGACUUUGACUAUAAGAAGAAACGCCACGGUAAAGGAGUCCUGGAGGAGGAGAUCAGACAGUCGCUGGAGAAGUUUGAUGAGUCCAAAGAAGUGGCAGAGCAGAGCAUGUUCAACCUGCUAGAGAGUGAUAUUGAGCAGGUGAGUCAACUAGCAGCGUUGGUCCAGGCCCAGGUGGAGUAUCACAGACAAGCUACAGAAAUACUACAGCAGCUCUCCAGCAAGGUGCACGAGAGGAUUCGGAAGGCACAGGAUAAACCCAGGAAGGAGUAUGUUCCUAAACCCCGGAUGGUCCUGGAGCUGCUUCCCUCCAGCGACAGCCACAAUGAGGGGCUCAACACCGCCCCAGGCCCCGCCCGCUCCCCAGGCCCCGCCCGCUCCCUAGGCCCCGCCCACUCCCCAGGCCCCCAACGCACUCCUGGGCGCUCCCCUGUUCCAAUGGACCAGCCGUGCUGCCGGGCGCUGUAUGACUUUGACCCGGAGAACGAGGGUGAGAUGGGCUUCAAGGAGGGCGACGUAAUCACCCUAACCAAUCAGAUCGACGAUAACUGGUACGAGGGCAUGAUCAACGGCCAAUCAGGUUUCUUCCCCAUCAACUACGUAGAUAUCCUGGUUCCACUUCCUCAUUAGGCCGUACCCCCGACCCCACCCACCUAACCUUCUUCUCUUCACUUAUGUGACACUUUUCACAACUUUGAGGAACAAAAGACUGCAGUUGUACAGGAUUCUGCUGACAGACGAAGAAGAGGAGGAGAAUAAUAAAAGAGAGAUGAAGAAUCGUCUGCUUCAUCCCCCUCAGGGGGGGAUCAGUGUGCUUGCAGUGGUGAAUGUCUGUAUUACGGAGGGGAUGAUUUUAAAGAUGGAGUCCUGUGUAGAGCAGUGGAGGCUGCUGAGGGGAGGACGGCUCAUAAUAAUGGCUGGAACGGAAUCAAUGGAAUGGAAUAAAACACAUAAACCCUCCUGUAGGUUUUAACUCCAACCCUGUUCCUGGAGAGACA